AUGACUGGAGAUGUCGGUGGAAGUGGGUCUGGUGGAGAUGCCUCUGGCUCAAAUAUUCCUUCAUUAUCUGGCUCCUUCGGUGCUCUUCGCCGACGGAAGAAGGACGUCGUUACUAGACUUUUACAAGCCUCUAGCUCUCGAAAACGUCAUUCGCUCCCAUCCGGGAUUCUUCCUUCAUUGCUUCCACAACUGAUACCUUUACCAACGGCAUCAUGGCUCAUUAAGUCCCCCCUCCCAGUCCGCUAUCCUCUGUCAGCUUCUUUUUUUAUUUCUGGCCCAUCCGCAGGUAUUUGUGAGCUAGAAUUUGUUGCUUUCAUUGUCGUUGCUGCUGCUGCUUUUAAUUCCUAUAAUACGGCACGAGGUUUGGCUGGUAAUAUGAGGGAUUUGGUCUAUGUCCUUGUAGGGCAUGAAUUACUUAUAACCUAUUUUUUCUCUACAAUUAUUUGA
Messenger RNA from Protopolystoma xenopodis, 447 nucleotides. The record is from the annotation of a GenBank genome assembly. Lineage: Eukaryota; Metazoa; Platyhelminthes; Monogenea; Polystomatidea; Polystomatidae.